UCUAGCGUUUUUUUGCGCGCUUCCCUGCACGUGCACGAGAUUCGGAUCGUCGUCGUUACAAAAGAUCGAAAUAAACCGAGCUGCGAACCGCGAGCCAUCGCGAUGAUCAUUCCUGUGCGGUGCUUCACUUGCGGAAAGGUGAUUGGCAACAAGUGGGAGGCGUAUCUCGGACUUCUUCAAGCGGAGUACACCGAAGGAGACGCCUUGGACGCCCUAGGUCUGAAGCGAUACUGCUGUCGCAGGAUGCUACUUGGACAUGUGGAUUUGAUCGAGAAGUUGCUUAACUACGCGCCGCUAGAGAAAUAAUUUUUAGCUCUUAUGCCGUCGCUAAUUGGAUCUUAUAUCGACCGUUUGCAAAAUACCUGGUGUACAUAAUUCUAUAUUGUAUAUUGAAAAUGAGCAAAGAACGUCUAUUCUGCUCUAUUCUGUAGUCUUAAUAUUUUAUUUUCUAAUGAUAUAUUUGUGUGAUAAGUACGUUCUCUCUAUAAGUUCGUAAAAGAAGACUAAUUAAAAGAUUGUUUUAUUUAUAGAA
Molecule: messenger RNA, 532 nt
Organism: Temnothorax curvispinosus
Lineage: Eukaryota; Metazoa; Arthropoda; Insecta; Hymenoptera; Formicidae
Gene: Rpb10
Product: DNA-directed RNA polymerases I, II, and III subunit RPABC5
Exons: 2
Coding region: 103-306 (67 amino acids)
Biological process (GO): transcription by RNA polymerase I; tRNA transcription by RNA polymerase III; transcription by RNA polymerase II
Cellular component (GO): RNA polymerase III complex; RNA polymerase I complex; RNA polymerase II, core complex
Molecular function (GO): zinc ion binding; DNA binding; DNA-directed RNA polymerase activity
Source: RefSeq, a predicted model, not a curated record